Physeter macrocephalus (sperm whale) is the source of this 2435-nucleotide messenger RNA. RefSeq names its product heparanase 2 (inactive) (gene HPSE2). Gene Ontology annotation, biological process: extracellular matrix organization. The transcript is spliced from 12 exons. Gene Ontology annotation, molecular function: hydrolase activity, acting on glycosyl bonds. Gene Ontology annotation, cellular component: membrane; extracellular matrix. The coding region runs from base 1 to 1779 and encodes 592 amino acids. The record is from RefSeq and is a predicted model, not a curated record. NCBI's taxonomy places the organism in Eukaryota, Metazoa, Chordata, Mammalia, Artiodactyla, Physeteridae.
AUGAGGGUGCUCUGUGCCUUUCCUGAAGCCAUGCCCUCCAGCAACUCCCGCCCCCCCGCGUGCCUAGCCCCGGUGGCUCUCUUCUUGGCUCUGUUGCUCCAUCUCUCCCUUUCCUCCCAAGCUGGAGACAGGAGACCCUUGCCUGUAGACAGAGCUCCAGGUUUGAAGGAAAAGACCCUGAUUCUACUUGAUGUGAGCACCAAGAACCCAGUCAGAACAGUCAAUGAGAACUUCCUCUCUCUGCAGCUGGAUCCGUCCAUCAUUCAUGAUGGCUGGCUGGAUUUCUUAAGCUCCAAGCGUCUGGUGACCCUGGCCCGGGGACUUUCGCCCGCCUUUCUGCGCUUCGGGGGCAAAAGGACCGACUUCCUGCAGUUCCAGAAUCUGAGGAACCCGGCAAAAAGCCGUGGGGGCCCCGGCCCGGAUUACUAUCUCAAAAACUAUGAGGAUGACAUUGUUCGAAGUGAUGUUGCCUUGGAUAAACAGAAAGGCUGCAAGAUUGCCCAGCACCCUGAUGUUAUGCUGGAGCUCCAACGGGAGAAGGCAGCUCAGAUGCAUCUGGUUCUUCUAAAGGAGCAAUUCUCCAAUACUUACAGUAAUCUCGUAUUAACAGCCAGGUCUCUAGACAAACUUUAUAACUUUGCUGAUUGCUCUGGACUCCACCUGAUAUUUGCUCUAAAUGCACUGCGUCGUAAUCCCAAUAACUCCUGGAACAGUUCUAGUGCCCUGAGUCUGUUGAAGUACAGCGCCAGUAAAAAGUACAACAUUUCUUGGGAACUGGGUAAUGAGCCAAAUAACUAUCGGACCAUGCAUGGCCGGGCAGUAAAUGGCAGCCAGUUGGGAAAGGAUUACAUCCAGCUGAAGAGCCUGUUACAACCCAUCCGGAUUUACUCCAGAGCCAGCUUGUAUGGCCCUAAUAUUGGGCGGCCCAGGAAGAACGUCAUCACCCUCCUAGAUGGAUUCAUGAAGGUGGCAGGAAACACAGUGGAUGCAGUUACCUGGCAACAUUGCUACAUUGAUGGCCGGGUGGUCAAGGUGAUGGACUUCCUGAAAACUCGCCUGUUAGACACACUCUCUGACCAGAUUAGGAAAAUUCAGAAAGUGGUUAACACAUACACCCCAGGAAAGAAGAUUUGGCUUGAAGGUGUGGUGACCACCUCAGCUGGAGGCACAAACAAUCUGUCAGAUUCCUACGCUGCAGGAUUCUUAUGGUUGAACACUUUAGGAAUGCUGGCCAAUCAGGGCAUUGAUGUUGUGAUUCGGCAUUCAUUUUUUGACCAUGGAUACAAUCACCUCGUGGACCAGAAUUUUAACCCAUUACCAGACUACUGGCUCUCUCUCCUUUACAAGCGUCUGAUUGGCCCCAAAGUCUUGGCUGUGCAUGUGGCUGGGCUCCAGCGGAAGCCACGGCCAGGCCGAGUGCUCCGGGACAAACUAAGGAUUUAUGCUCACUGCACAAACCACCACAACCACAACUAUGUUCGAGGGUCCAUUACACUUUUUAUCAUCAACUUGCACCGAUCAAGAAAGAAAAUUAAACUGGCCGGGACUCUCAGGGACAAGCUUGUGCACCAGUACCUACUGCAGCCCUAUGGACAGGAGGGCCUGAAGUCCAAGUCAGUGCAGCUGAACGGCCAGCCCUUAGUGAUGGUGGACGAUGGGACCCUCCCAGAACUGAAGCCCCGCCCCCUGCGGGCCGGCCGGACAUUGGUCAUCCCUCCGGUGACCAUGGGCUUUUAUGUGGUCAAGAAUGUCAACGCUUUGGCCUGCCGCUACCGAUAAACCCCCUCACACUCACAAGUUGCCAGCAGGCCUGCUGGACUGCUUUCCACUCUUUCCUAAUGGUUUCAGUAUUUUUCAGGCAUCUUCUGAGCAACAAACCAGUCUCUGCCACCCCAUCCUGCUGGAGUCAACACUAACUUGCUCUCCAAAGAGACAAAUGCCCUAGCAUGAGCUUAGCCUAGGUAGGUCACUUCUACCCCAAAGGAAAAUGUAGACCUCAUAAGCGCAAAGGUAUGUGUGUAGAGCUGUGUGCACCCUUGUACAUGCAUCAUGAGAACAAGCUGACAGUGCACUUCCAGGACAAAUGAAAUAACUCUCCACAGUCCUGGUCACAUAGCAAAAUAACUACAGACCUUAGCCUGUGGCUGCUGCCCUCGGCAGAAGAUGAGGAAGGAAAAAAACCCCGUGGACAUUUGAGAGCCCAGUCCCCCCUAACUCCUUUCCUUUGUUUGUUGCCUGCUGUUGCCCUGGGUUUCGUAUCACCUCUCCUCCCAUAGGAGAGCAAGUGGGUGAGUCAGUGCUGGCCUGCUGGGUGAGCUGUUAAUGUAAUUUCCUGGCUGAUGUAUGAGUGUGUGCAUCUGGGUUUCUGACAGUGGCAUCAAUCACGAGCUAUUCCUCUGGGAAGCGGGUGCUUCAAAAGUAAAAUUGCAAUCAUA